UCUCUGGCUAACCAUCUCCGGACCCUCUUCUGUGCUCUCUCUCCAAAGUGAAUGUGCAACUCCUGUGAUCUCUCAUCGGACCUAACUAAUAUUUUCAACGCAAUCAAUCUCCAUAGUCGAUAUCAACAUUGAUAACACUUUUUAAAUGGGAUGCAAUAUUAAUUAUUUUUCAUGUAGCAGCAAAGACGUGAAUUAGCUGCGGAGCUAGAGGUCGCUGGAGUGUUUGAAGGACCACACACGACUCGAGGGCAGUGCAAACAAGAUGUGCCUCUGAUACGAGAAAGGAUGUGCGUUGAGAAAGCCUCGGACAUGUCUGACAAGGAGUGGAGAGGCUACAGCAAACUGGAGCACCUCGUGCGGGCCCUGGUCCCCGCAGACAGGAUCACCGUCAAAAGGACAAUCUAUUUCGCGACUGCGUUGGUCGCCUUUGCCCUCGGUCUCACACUCGGAUUGGCGAUCCCGUUUUAUAUCGUCCCUGUCUUGCCGAAAAAUUCCUCUUUAACUCUGCCCGUCAUCCCGAUCCAGCGCCCUUUCGAGACGGUGAGCUUCGUGAGAGAGACGACCGUUAAGCCGCGCCCCAAGCAGAGCAAGGAAGGAUUGGUCGACGGCAUAUUUUGGGGUGAAGAGAUUGAAAAAGCCUUGCCAACGGGAUACGGGGAGCCUGAAGCGGAGAGGUGGCGCAGGUUCGUCCGGAACAACCCCGUGAUUAAAAUCGAAGAAGGAUGUGGCAGGAUGCAAAACAGAUUGCUCACCUUCGAAGACGGCACUCGAGCCUGCUGUCGCUACCGCCAAAACACGGACCAGAUCCAGGGGGAACUUUUCAGCUUUUAUCUGGGGAGACUUUUAGGACUGAACAAUUUGGCGCCUUCCGCUCUCGGAGUGGUGCAGAGCAGGGAUCCCGUCUGGUCCAAAGUGAGAGCGCAGAUCUCCUUAGCACAAUGGUCCGAAGAAAAGCCUGUCGUCCUGACUAAGUUCAUAGACGAUCUGCAGCCAGCUCUAAUCCCGAGGUCGCUCCGCACCCAUGACAGAAAGUUGCACCCUCAGGACGUCACCUCGGACAGGAAUAAAUCCGUCGAAUUGGCCCAGUGGUCCGAUUUGAUAAUUUUCGACUACCUCACCGCAAAUCUUGACCGGGUGGUCAAUAACCUGUACAACUUGCAAUGGAACCCAGGCAUGAUGGACGCUCCGGCCCAUAACCUGGCCAGGCAUUCCAGGUCGAACCUACUCGUCUUUUUCGACAACGAGAGCGGACUCCUCCACGGUUACAGACUUCUCGACAAGUACGAGUCUUACCACAGCGUCCUGCUCAACGCUCUCUGCGUCUUCCGCCGGUCGACCGUCGACGCCGUCGAGAGGCUGCGACACGACAAGGAUCUAGGCAGACGGCUCGAUGAAUGGCUCGCUUCUGAAAGGGAUCUCGUCCCCGGACUACCCGACAGGAGUCUCAAGAUCCUCAAAGACCGUCUCAACAGAGUGCACGACCAAGUGGAAUGGUGUAGAAAACAGUAUUUGUGAGGCGAUCUCUUCCGCCGAGUUCGGUUCAAUUCGUUAUAAUCCCUUUUUUACUUUAAAAACUUAAACUUUAGCGUUGCUCUUUUGUUUAAAGCAAUCCUUGCUCUUGGGUACAUAUCCUCCAAAACGCUUGUCAUAAAAUUCAUGAUCCCAAACGGUCGAAUACCUAGAGAAAACUGUUAUUUUUAGGCCGCAUCUGGUAAGCUAAUUAUAUACCAUAAAGAUGUGGCUCGGCAUAGAAGUGUUGUUCGUUUUAAACAGGCAGUUCAACAAAAACUCCUAACAUAAGGGGCCUGAAAACUCAAGAAAUGAAAUAGAAUCAAAAGUGAUAAAUCAAAAAUAUAACGCACAAUGAAUAAACUAUGUUAAGCCAAUAAAGCUAAAUUUUCAUAUUUUUGUAAUUAUAAAUUAUUUGAGGUUAUCUAGUAAAGGGGAUAAAAAAUUAGACAUGGAGACAUAAUUAUGCAACUCGUUAUCUUGCAAUCGAUACAAAGACUGUAAAACGUAGUCUCCUAGUUUCUUGUAGUAUUGUUAAUAUGUACUUUAUACUUCAGGUUCCGUGAUUAAUUGGGAUUUUCGUUGGACUCGUUUCGCGUCGGCCGGCUGACAGUUCACACCUUCCGCGAUGCAGGUGUGCGGAGCAGGCUCGUAGAAAGCGAUCCUUUUUUGGGUAUGAAACAACCGAACCGGGUUCACUUGACAAGUGCUCGAAGGCGGAUUGUACCCAGAGUCCUUCCGGUUUCGGAAGCGGAGCCGAGCCGACGAAAAGGAAGCCGGUCGACCUCACCGCUAAACCAAAGAAAGCGAAUGUCGAUAUUUCGUGCGUGCGAGUGAGUGCGUGUUAGUGUGUAAGUCCCAAGCAUUAACAUUAUUUAUUGCUGACAGAGUGGAGUCUACUCGUUGGGAAAAAACUCACUCCUCCCAUCCGCGUCUCGCUUCUUUCCAAAGACAUCCUCACCCUCUUCCCGACGGCUUCUUUCUGAACCCUUCCCCUGCCCCGAUCAGUAGCGUUCCAAGACGAAUUCUUCACCGGUCCUCGCCCCGUCACCUUUACUCUCUUUCCUAUACGUCCUCUUAAGCUCUUAAAACCGACUAACACCAUUCUCCCAACCCCAACCCCUUCUUUAUUUAUUACAACUGUGAAAAUUAUUAUAGAUGAAAUUUUUUUUACGAAACGUUUCGAGACUAGUCCAAACAUUUUUUAAAAGACUCUGCGUUGUAAAUAUUUGUGCGAUUGUAGCUAAACGAUUAUCUUAAGCUCUUUUUAAAAAAAAUUGUAAUAUUUCAAUGUAUCAUAGAUAUUGUAAAUUUCAAAGAUAAACAUAUUAUAUAUAU
Messenger RNA from Cimex lectularius (bed bug), 2847 nucleotides. It is a transcript of the gene fj, whose product is annotated as extracellular serine/threonine protein kinase four-jointed. Bases 286 to 1515 code for a protein of 409 amino acids. Gene Ontology annotation, biological process: cell-cell signaling. The transcript has 3 exons. Lineage: Eukaryota; Metazoa; Arthropoda; Insecta; Hemiptera; Cimicidae. The record is from RefSeq and is a predicted model, not a curated record.